AUGGCAACACCGACCUGGUGGCAAGAAGACAACCACCCGUUCUCCCUCCCUCGCCACGCCCCCCUCACCCUCCAACUCAAGGUCACAGUCCUGAACCUGUUUUUCUCGCGGGACUUCCUCUCCGACUUCCCCCGCUCCUGGGUCUUUGGCUACUUCAAGCCAGUCAAGCUGGAAUUGAACCAGCACAUCUACCGCGAAGAGGAGAUCCCACCGCGGGUUUCCUCGCGCCUCCACAACGGGGCCCGGUUCCUACACGUCGGCGUCGAUACCUCCUCGGGUAUCGUAACCCAGCGCACAGCUGGGUCAACGAAGUCGACGUACCAGAUCCGGAUCACGGCCAGCAUUCGGGACGAGAAGGGAGUGGUUGGCGUGGACGCGAAGGAGGGCCCCAUCAGUUGGACUUUGUGCGUGCAGUUCGACUUGGCGGAGGAUUCGGAGGAGAAGAACGAUAUUCUCGGUUGGGGAUGGGGACAAACCAUCAGGCUCCUUCGGGAUGCUGUGAAGGGGGGGUUUGCUGAGGAUGGAAGCCCGGCUGGAGGGCCAGAGAGAAUGGUCCCGCACGUAAGUCUUGGGAUAGCUUCAAAAGCUCGUCAUCAGAGGAAUUCAGACUAACUUAUGAAUAUCAUAGUUCUUGGUCGGCGCCUACUGGAUCACCACCGACAGAACCGGAUAA
Molecule: messenger RNA, 673 nt
Organism: Hymenoscyphus albidus
Lineage: Eukaryota; Fungi; Ascomycota; Leotiomycetes; Helotiales; Helotiaceae
Source: the annotation of a GenBank genome assembly